GUCUGUAUAUUGUUGUGAAAUUCAAAGUGUUGGAGGGUUUCGUACUUUUCGCUAGUGAGUUUACAGGUAUUUAAGUGAGUUUUAAAUGGAUCUACCCUGCCAAGAUUGGGUUCGUCAUGUCGAGCAGAAAUGGGCUGAACUGAGAUCGGAAGAAACUGAGCGUUUCUGCCUUCUGACUGAUAUAAACGCCAUAUUCAACUACGGGCUGUCACUAAUAUGUCCGGAGGAUCUCAACACUUUGUCCAGAAUCUCAGAGAAGUUCUCCGUGAAAAAGUCUCCUGAAACAGCUUCUGAGUUUAGACAGCAAGGUAACCUCAGCUUCAAAGUCAAGGAUUACACCGCCGCAGCGCUUCAUUACUCCAAGGGUGUUUGCCAUGCUGACAAGAAUACAGAUGAGCUCUCCUUGUGCUAUGCUAACCGUUCUGCUGCCCUAUUUUACCAAGGCCGUUACCAAGCAUGUCUUGAGGACAUCAAGCGAUCUAUGGAGGCCGGUUACCCAAGCCACCUGCAGGACAAACUACAAACUAGACAAGCCGCCUGCCAGAAUCAGCUGAGAAAAGCUGAAAAACCCAACAAACCAUCUACAGAUCAUCAAUUAUCACCAUGCCAGAAAACUAUAAACUCUACUGCUCAUCUUUUAGAUGGUGUAUCUGUUUAUUUCAGCUCUGACAAAGGUCGCCACAUAUUAAUCAUGGAGAAUAAAUCAGCUGGAGAAGUUGUGCUGGAGGAUGAAGCGUACUGUUCUGUGCUAAUACCAACUAGCACAUUCAAUACAGGAACCAAUAAGGCAGGAAAGACAUUUGGUACUGAAGAUCGACACUGUCACCACUGCCUCAGCCAAUCACUGAGCUUUGUGCCCUGUCCAAAUUGUAGUUACGCUCGAUAUUGUGGAGAGAGCUGUCGAAAAGAAGCAUGGGAUCAAUGGCACCAAUGGGAGUGUCCAGUUGGAGCUGAUCUGCUGGCCAUUGGGGUUUUGGGCCAUUUAGCAAUAAGAGUGGUUCUUAAAGCAGGACAAAAUGAAGUUCAAAUGGUGAAUAAAAACUCAGAAGAGCAUGUGACCACUUAUAAAAAUGAUUCACCAGUCCAGUUGAGUCUCAGAGGGGACUGUAGAAAAAGUUUAGACCAUACAGACUGUUUUCAUGGCAGCUCAUACAUGGGCAUCUACAGCCUUUUACCACAUGUGGCACAACACUCACCUGCUUCACGCUUCUUAUUGGCCAUCACCAUGGCUGUGAUUUACAAGAAGCUCCAAGGUGAACCCCCACCAAGCAUGUGGACAUCUUUCAAGGACGAAGGAGUUAAAGCAAGCUGGCAGCCUGAGAUGAGCAUGCUGGGAGCCACAGCUCUGAGGCAUGUGAUGCAGCUUCGAUGUAAUGCUCAAGCAAUCACUGCUGUUAGGGUCAAAGAAGAAAGUGGCAUUGCUGUUCAGUCCAGUAGUGAAAUCCGUAUUGCCACAGCUAUAUUCCCUGUGCUCAGCCUGCUUAACCACUCCUGCAUUCCAAACACAAGCAUCUCCUUCACUACAGGAUUUAAGCCUGACCCACAUAAUCAGUUGGGCUGUUCUGAAGGUCACUUUGACCAUCCCAAGGGCUCUCGGUCCGGUGUGACGGUCACUGUACGUGCUUCAAAAGACCUCACUGCAGGACAGGAGAUUCUGCACUGUUAUGGCCCUCAUUGUAGCAGGAUGGAGGUGAAGGAGCGUCAGCGCCUCCUGCUGGAGCAGUACUUUUUCCACUGUGUAUGUCAGGCUUGUCAGCGAGACCGGUCAGAAGAUAGCCUGAAUGCAAAAGAACACACAGCAUCAGGGCUGAAGUGUGUGAAAUGUGGAAAACCUCUUCAGUCCCGUAUGGAUGAAUACACAUGCUCUCGGUCGUCCUGCGGUCAUCAGAUCAGCAGUGCUGAUGUGCAAAACAGACUUCAGGGUUUUCAGCUUCUUUUGGAUGAAGCCGUUCAUCUCAUGGAGCAUGACAGAUUAAAUGAAGCCUUGCACAUCCUCCAAUCAGCUUUUUCUCAGGCAAGCAGUAUCCUGACAGAGACUCAUCCUCUCCAAGGAGAGCUAGCAGAUGCUCUGGCUCGACUGUAUGCCAGCACAGGUGAAUGGAGUCUGGCUGCAUCUCAUCUGAAGCGCAGUAUUGUUGCCAUUCAGGCUCAGUUUGGAGAGGACAGCAUUGAGCUGGGACGACAGCUUUUUAAAUUAGCUCAGCUACAUUUUAACGGAAGGGAGGGUGUUGCGGCUCUCUCUGUGAUUUCCAGAGCCCGAAGGCUGCUCUCUCUCCACUGCGGCCCUCACUGUGAAGACCUGCAGGAACUGAGUGAAAUGGAGUACUGUCUGCGAGGGCUGCUAUGAAAUAAUCACUGAAAAUUGACAAGCUUCUUUUUUUAGUAUACUGUGUGUAAAAUCGGAUUAAAAACCACGAAUUAA
Molecule: messenger RNA, 2422 nt
Organism: Danio aesculapii
Lineage: Eukaryota; Metazoa; Chordata; Actinopteri; Cypriniformes; Danionidae
Gene: smyd4
Product: SET and MYND domain containing 4
Exons: 10
Coding region: 86-2347 (753 amino acids)
Molecular function (GO): protein binding
Source: RefSeq, a predicted model, not a curated record